AUGUGGUGGCCAUUGGGUACCACAUCCUUGGGACAGCAUUUCCGUGUGCUGGUGGUCGGAGGUGGAGCAGCCGGAUUGGGUGCCAGUCACAAGUUUGCCAGAAAACUUCCUAAGUUCUCUGUUGCUGUCGUCGAGCCAAAUGAGGUGGGUUUGGCUAUGAUUGCUAAAAAGAGGAACUGCGCGGAAGGCUUUAUCUAUAAUAAAAGGAAUAGUGCUCCAGAUGACGAUGUGAACCACUACUACCAGCCAGGAUUUACGAUGGUUGGCGGCGGUUGGAUGACGGUAGAACAGAACACUAGGAAAGAGAAAGACCUUAUUCAUCCAAACUCGGUUUGGCUUCAAGAUCGUGUUGUGAAGUUUGAGCCUAAAAAGAAUUUGGUCAAGUUAGGAAACUUUUUUUAUAGAAAUGGCGAUGAGGUUACGUAUGACUAUAUGAUUUUGGCCACCGGUGUGCAGCUUCGAUGGGAUAUGAUCAAAGGCCUACCAGAAGCGUUCGAUACUCCUGGAGUUACCUCUAACUAUGCACCACAUCUAUGCACGAAAACUUACAAAGAGCUGAAUACUGUCACGUCUGGUAACUGUAUAUUUACCUUCCCGAACACUCCGAUCAAGUGUGCCGGAGCUCCACAGAAGGUGUGCUACUAUGGCGAAGAGAUUGUGCGUAAACGUGGUUACCGCGAUAAGACGAACUUCAUCUACGCCACUUCUUUACCACGGCUCUUCGGAAUAGAAGGAUAUCUAAAAUCGCUGCAGAAGAUUGCUAAAGAGAAGGGCGUCGACGUACGAACGAGACAUAAUUUGAUCGAAAUCGAUCCAAAAAAUAAAAUCGCCAAAUUUGAGCUGCUUGACGAGAACUGCAUGCCGAAUGGGAAAUUUUCUGAGAUACCAUACUCACUACUACAUGUUGCACCACCGUGCUCUACUCCACAGGCGGUACGAGAGUGUCGCGAGCUCACGGACGAAAAAGGCUGGGUUGAUGUGCAUCCUCAAACGUUAAGAUCUAAACACUUUCCGAACGUCUUUGCUGCGGGAGAUUGCAUGAAUACUGGCAACGCUAAAACAGCCGCCGCUGUUUCGAGUCAUCUGAAGACGGUUGGAAAGAAUCUGAGUGCCGUACUGGAAGGAAAGGAACCACCAGCACGUUAUGAUGGCUAUUGCUCGUGUCCACUGGUUAUUGGUCAUCACAAAGCAAUACUUGCCGAAUUCAAUGCGGAUGGACACCGAAUGGAAACAACACCUCUUGAUCAGGCUGUACCUAGGUAA
Molecule: messenger RNA, 1263 nt
Organism: Cooperia oncophora
Lineage: Eukaryota; Metazoa; Nematoda; Chromadorea; Rhabditida; Trichostrongylidae
Source: the annotation of a GenBank genome assembly